AGCACCGCUCAGCACCCCCGGAGCGCGGAGGGUCCCGUCCCGACCCGGUCCGAGCCCUGGAAGAGGAUCCCACCAUGGCGAUGCUGCUGGAGCCUGGGAUGCAGAACCUGCACUUGGGUGCCAAUGGUGAGCGCUGCCCCACACCGUCCCCCCCCGGCUCCCCGGAGACACCCCAUGAUAGCUGCAGCAUCGCCCCAUUGACGCCCUCCCAGUCACCGAGGAGCGAUUCUCGCUCCCAACAAACCUCAUCCUUCUCUGUGGUGGUGGCCAUAGACUUCGGGACCACAUCCAGCGGGUACGCGUUCAGCUUCUGCAGCGACCCCGACACCAUACACAUGAUGAGGAAGUGGGAAGGAGGGGACCCAGGGGUGGCCAACCAGAAGAGCCCCACCAGCCUCCUGCUGAGCCCUGACGGAGCCUUCCACAGCUUCGGGUACACUGCCAGGGACUAUUACCAUGACCUGGACCCCGAGGAGGCCAGAGAGUGGCUCUACUUCGAGAAGUUCAAGAUGAAGAUCCACAGCACCAGUGAGCUCACCAUGAGCACGGAGCUGGAAGCCGUCAAUGGGAAGAAGCUGCCGGCGCUGGAGGUGUUUGCCCACGCGCUCCGGUUCUUCAAGCAGCAUGCGGUGCAGGAGCUGAAGGAGCAGUGCCCAGCGCUGCCGGAGCGGGAUGGGAUCCGCUGGGUCAUCACCGUGCCGGCCAUAUGGAAGCAGCCGGCAAAGCAGUUCAUGAGGGAGGCGGCCUAUAGGGCCGGGCUGGUGUCCCCGGAGAACCCGGAGCAGCUCCUGAUCGCGCUGGAGCCUGAAGCCGCCUCCAUCUACUGCAGGAAGCUCCGGCUCCAUCAACUGAUCGACCUGAGCUGCAGGUCCACGGGGCCAGGGCUGGAUCCAGAGCAUCCCAUUGACUCCAGCUUCCGGCAGGCUCGGGAACAGCUCCGGAGAUCCCGUCACAGCCGCACAUUCCUGGUGGAAUCGGGAAUGGGGGAGCUCUGGUCCGAGAUGCAGGCAGGUGACAGGUACAUCGUGGCUGACUGCGGGGGGGGCACCGUGGACCUCACCGUGCAUCAGAUCGAGAAGCCCCAAGGAACCCUAAAGGAGCUGUACAAAGCCUCGGGAGGUCCCUAUGGUGCCGUUGGGGUAGACCUGGCCUUCGAGCAGCUCCUGUGCCGCAUCUUCGGGGCCGACUUCAUCUCCACGUUCAAGGCCAAGCGGCCGGCGGCCUGGGUGGACCUGAGCAUUGCCUUCGAGGCGCGGAAGCGCGCGGCCGCCCCGGCGCGUGCCAGCGCCAUCAACGUCUCACUGCCCUUCUCCUUCAUUGACUUCUACCGCAAGCACCGCGGGCACAGCGUGGAGACGGCAAUGAGGAGGAGCAAUGUGAACUUCGUGAAGUGGUCAUCACAAGGGAUGCUGCGCAUGUCACCCGAGGCCAUGAGCGAGCUCUUCCAGCCCACCAUCAGUCAGAUCAUCAAGCACAUCGACGCCCUCCUCAAGAAACCCGAGGUCCAAGGCAUCAAGUUCCUGUUCCUGGUUGGCGGCUUCGCCGAGUCCCCGAUGCUGCAGCGCGCGGCGCAGGAGGCGUUCGGCUCCGUGUGCCGCGUGCUGGUGCCGCAGGACGUGGGGCUCACCAUCCUCAAGGGCGCCGUGCUCUUCGGCCUCGACCCCACCGUGGUGCGCGUGCGGCGCUCGCCCCUGUCCUACGGCGUGGGGGUCCUCAACCGCUUCGUGGAGGGGCAGCACCCGCGCGAGAAGCUGCUGCUCAAGGGCGGGCGCAUGUGGUGCACCGACGUCUUCGAGCGCUUCGUGGCCGUGGACCAGUCGGUGGCGCUGGGAGAGGUGGUGGAGCGCAGUUACUGCCCGGCGAGGCCGGGCCAGCGCCGCACCGUCAUUAACGUCUAUUGCAGCGCCGAUGACAGCGCGCGGUACAUCACCGACCCCGGCGUGCGCCGCUGCGGCACCGUCAGCCUGGAGCUGGAGCGGCAGUGCCGGCACAUGGGAGCGCGCAGGGAGAUCCGGGCGUCCAUGCAGUUUGGUGACACCGAGAUCAAGGUGACGGCCGUGGAUGUCAGCACGGCCAAGACCGUGAGGGCAACCAUUGACUUCUUGGCUAACUGAGCAAUGGGGGUGGCCGG
Melopsittacus undulatus (budgerigar) is the source of this 2131-nucleotide messenger RNA. RefSeq names its product heat shock protein family A (Hsp70) member 12B (gene HSPA12B). Lineage: Eukaryota; Metazoa; Chordata; Aves; Psittaciformes; Psittaculidae. The record is from RefSeq and is a predicted model, not a curated record.